Messenger RNA from Phoenix dactylifera (date palm), 1134 nucleotides. The record is from RefSeq and is a predicted model, not a curated record. NCBI's taxonomy places the organism in Eukaryota, Viridiplantae, Streptophyta, Magnoliopsida, Arecales, Arecaceae.
AUGGUGGACAGGUUGAGCGAUCUUCCAGAUCCUCUUGUUGCUACCAUAGUCGGCAAGUUACCCUUCAAAGAAGGUGCAAGAAUGAACCUCCUUGGUAAGAGAUACAGAAGGAUCUGGCCCUGCUCCCUGAACAUCGUGCUCGACGAGGCCGACUUCACCCUCGACAGUAAGGUCCUCUACCUGCGACUCAAUGCCCGGAACUCCCUUGCCAACGGAAUCAAGAGAACUGGCCGUGUGGCCUUCGUAAACCACGUCCGCCGCUUCAUUGCCCGAUGCCAAGAGCCAAAGAUCAACACCUCCGCCUCCACUUCUCUUACCCUCAGGAAGUACUUGAUGUUCAACUGUCGAUGUCUCGAGGAACUCAAGCUAGCGAGCUCAUCCUUCGUUGGUGAUAUAAGGAUCUUGGAGUACAAGAAUCGGCUGCUCACACACUUGACCAUCAAGAAUUGCUAUUGCUGCAUGGAGGUCAUGGUGGAAGCGCCAAAACUUAAACGAUUCGAGUAUUCCGGAGCAUUGAAAGAAUUUGAGCUUGGAGAGCUUGCGAAUUUGGAGGAAGUGGAGCUUAACUUCGGUGUAGAAUGGGUAUUUUUACCCGAUGGUGAUGUUAUAUGCAAUGAAAUUUUGCGUCGGGUGGCCAGUGCAAGGACCUUGGCCGUGUGCAGUUUUACACUUCAGGUUAUAGACACUGGAACCAAUCCUUUACAUUUAGAAGAGCCGAUCGAUAGACUUGAGCAUCUGAAAAUGAAGAAGAUAGCGAUGCAUCGUCAUGAGCUACGAGGAAUUGCUUUUUUGCUGAGAAGUUGCUCAGAACUGGAAAACCUAACAAUUGAAAUGGGAAAUUUGCACGUCCUUGAGUACGCUGAUUAUGCGGAUGAGAAAUUUCUAGAGGAGCUAGAAUUUUGGGAAUCUGUACGAGUACAGCCUUUCCAGUGCCUACAGAGCCAUCUCAAGGGAGAGAAAAACGAGGUAUCAUUCCUGCAGUUUUUGCUAGAGAAAUCAGCGGUUCUCCAAGAAAUGAGCAGAGACGUCUCGAAGGCAACAUCGUUAGUGAAUAUUGAACGAUAUAUAAAAGCUGCUCAAGGACUGCGAAGCCUUUAUAAGGCUUCGCCAUUUGUGCAGAUCGUGAUUUCUUAA